This is a messenger RNA of Cladophialophora psammophila CBS 110553, 1194 nucleotides long. RefSeq names its product 16S rRNA (-N6/-N6)-dimethyltransferase. Gene Ontology annotation, molecular function: rRNA (adenine-N6,N6-)-dimethyltransferase activity. Gene Ontology annotation, cellular component: mitochondrial matrix. Bases 1 to 1194 code for a protein of 397 amino acids. Gene Ontology annotation, biological process: rRNA methylation. The transcript has a single exon. NCBI's taxonomy places the organism in Eukaryota, Fungi, Ascomycota, Eurotiomycetes, Chaetothyriales, Herpotrichiellaceae. The record is from RefSeq and is a predicted model, not a curated record.
AUGCCCAAGGUCAACGCAAAGAGGCGCCCCGGCGCAUCCUCGUCGUCUUCACCUUACUCCAAACCCUCCGCAGCCUCGAACGCAAUCUUCAAAAUGAACACGGACAUCGGUCAACACGUUCUCAAGAAUCCCGGUGUUGCUCAAGCAAUUGUUGACAAAGCCAAUCUCAAGCAGUCCGACAUUGUGUUGGAAGUCGGCCCCGGUAGCGGGAACCUCACGGUGAAAAUCUUGGAAAAGGCCAAAAAAUGCAUAGCCGUGGAACUCGAUCCGCGCAUGGCUGCCGAAGUCACAAAGCGAGUCCAAGGUACACCUCAGCAGAAGAGGCUAGACGUGCUGUUGGGAGACGUGAUCAAGACAGAACUACCCUACUUUGAUGUUUGCAUUUCGAACACACCUUACCAGAUUUCCUCGCCUCUGGUCUUUAAACUGCUUGCCACAGCCCCGGCACCCAGAGUGUGCAUAUUGAUGUUCCAACGCGAAUUCGCCAUGCGUCUCUUCGCUAAGCCAGGCGACAAGUUAUACUCCCGACUCAGUGUCAACGCGCAAAUGUGGGCCAAAAUAGACCAUAUCAUGAAAGUCGGCAAGAACAACUUCAAACCGCCUCCGCAGGUCGAAUCCAGCGUCGUGAGAUUGGUGCCCAAAGUACCGAGACCGAACAUCAGUUAUGAGGAGUGGGAUGGACUGUUGAGGGUGUGUUUCGUGCGGAAGAACAAGACACUCAGGGCAAAUUUUUUGGGCACGAGCAGCAUUUUGAACAUGUUGGAACAGAACUACCGCACCUGGUGUGCACAAAACGAUAUUCCACUUGACGAAGGCCCGGCUGACGAGGUGAUGCCGAUGGAAGUCGAGAACCUACGAGACGGCCCGGUUGACGGCGAAGGUGAAGAGGAAUGGUCCGGCUUCAUGGACGUCGACGACGACCAAGAUGAAGACGACGACAACAACCUCCCCAGCCUGCUGAAAGAACAAUCCAAUAACAAACAUCGACCAACCCCCGCCGAGCGCUCCAUCUCCCGCAAAAAGCGUGACAAGGUCUUCCACCUGGUCCGCGAAAAAGUCCGCUCCGUCCUGGAAGACAAGACGUCCCUGGCGGACAAGCGGGCACGGAUGUGCGACGAGGCCGACUUUUUGAAAUUACUGUACAAUUUCAAUCUCGAGGGGAUUCAUUUCUUGGGCAUCAAGCAUGGCGAGUAA